Messenger RNA from Guillardia theta CCMP2712, 1405 nucleotides. RefSeq lists its product as hypothetical. Lineage: Eukaryota; Cryptophyceae; Pyrenomonadales; Geminigeraceae. The coding region runs from base 1 to 1134 and encodes 377 amino acids. Gene Ontology annotation, cellular component: cytoplasm. The record is from RefSeq and is a predicted model, not a curated record. Gene Ontology annotation, biological process: heme biosynthetic process. The transcript is spliced from 3 exons. Gene Ontology annotation, molecular function: hydroxymethylbilane synthase activity.
AUGCUGCGAGCUUUGUCUGCAGCCGCAUGCGCCGCUGCGAUGCUCGCAUCUGCUGAUGCCUUCCUCCCCUCAACACCGCUCUCAAAUGCCGCAAAGAUUCGCCCUGCUACAUCUCGCAUCUCGACCAUUAUGUCGGGUGAGCCAGUGAUCAAGCUGGGUACCAGAGGUUCUCCUCUUGCCCUCGCGCAAGCUUACGAAACGCGUAGAAGACUCGCAGAGUUGUUUCCAGAGGAGCUUGGAGAGAAGGGCGAGAAAGUCUCGAUCAACAUCAUUAACACUUCAGGUGACAUGGAAUUGAGUAAGGCUCUCUCGGAGAUUGGGGGAAAGGGAUUGUUCACCAAGGAGCUCGACGUCGCGCUUCUCAAGAAGGAGGUGGACUUCUGUGUUCAUUCGAUGAAGGACGUGCCAACAUAUCUUCCUGAUGGUACUCACUUGGAAGCAAUGCUCCCGCGUGAAGAUACCAGAGAUGCUUUCAUCUCUCCCAAGUAUCAGUCCUUCGAAGAAAUGCCAGAAGGAACAGUCAUCGGCUCUGCUUCCCUCCGUAGGCAGGCACAGAUCUUCGCAAAGAACCCAAAGAUCAAGUGCGUCAACUUCAGAGGAAACGUUCAAACGCGUCUCCGCAAACUUGAUGACGAAGUUGUGGAUGCCACGCUUCUUGCACUUGCAGGACUCAAGCGCAUGAACAUGGCAGAUUGUGUCACGAAGGUCUUGGAUUGGGACGAGAUGCUCCCUGCUGUUGCCCAGGGCGCUAUUGGCAUCCAGGUUCGAUCUGACGAUGAUAAGACCUUGAAGUAUAUCAGUGCUCUCAAUCACAAAGAUACGAAGACUUGUGUUGAUUGCGAGCGUUCAUUUCUGGCAACUCUUGAUGGAUCUUGCAAGACCCCCAUUGCUGGUCAAGCAAGAAUCAUUGAUGGAAAGAUUCACUUUAGGGGUCUUGUUGCCUCACCUGACGGAAGCAAGAUCUUCCGUGCAGAGAGGGUGGGUGACGUGUCAGACUACAUGAAGAUUGGCAAGGACGCAGGAGAGGAGAUUAGGAAGGAGGCUGGAGAACAAUUCUUUGCUGAUCUGCUCGAGUAUGUACAGGAUAUCCAAGCUGCCAACACCAAGCCAACCAAGGCUGCGGCGAACAAGUGAAAAUGAUUCGAACAAUUCAAUUCUAUCAUGUCCAACAUCUGUAAGCUUAUUCGAUCAGUUCGAAACGUCUUGCGAAGCAUUUGUGUUCAGCAGCUGAGGGGACUUCGAGCCUAUCAAGCGCUUUUAGGAGUCAUCAUGGAUUCUUCACGAAUGUGAACAGACUCACAUGUCUCUGGUGCGGUUUGAGAACGUGCAGCAGUUCAUGUCCCAUGGCCUGUGGCAUUGUCAAAGAAAUAACUUGAGGAGAGAGAGUAAAAUUCAUAGAAUCACC